AUGUCUUCUUCAACCGCGCACGAUAUUCGAGAGAUGACCGGAGAGGCCUCGCAUCGGGUGACGGAGACGACAAAGGCGGCGCUGACGACGGUCCAGAGUUCGGGCUUUGUGCAGCGGUACAUCAUGCCAAGCUACCAGUGGUCGAGACAGAAGUAUGAGCAGUCGCCGAUGCUGGUCCGACUCAUGAUCUUGGGCUUCAUAGCGAUGAGCGCUAUCCCGAUCGGGUGCUUCAUGGGCUUCAUGGCCCUGGUUACUCUGGGCUGUUUGAUCGUCGGAGGGAUCGCGUUUUUGAUCGUGGAGGGUGGAUUCACGAUGUUCGCAUCCGCUUUCCUAAUGCCAGCCCUGGGUGUCUCCUUCUUGGUCGCGGGCGGAAUCGGUCUGGUGGCCAUGGCGGCCUAUACCGGCUACUUGGUGGUCUGCUUCGUCGUCGGAGUCUUCCGUGGCCCAGUUCAGAGAGGACAGCUCGAGCGUGGGACCGAACACUUGACGGAUCGCGCCCGAGAAAAGGCCUCGGAAUUGGCGCAUGGGAAGUAA
Gamsiella multidivaricata is the source of this 534-nucleotide messenger RNA. RefSeq lists its product as uncharacterized. The record is from RefSeq and is a predicted model, not a curated record. The coding region runs from base 1 to 534 and encodes 177 amino acids. The transcript has 2 exons. Lineage: Eukaryota; Fungi; Mortierellomycota; Mortierellomycetes; Mortierellales; Mortierellaceae.